GGAAGUUCUUGCCCGUGUGUGUUUUGGUUCUAAGGGUGCAGUUGCGAGAAAAGGGAAGAAGGAGACGUGAUCGCAUCUGGUUUAUUUUGUUUAUUUAUAAAGCAAUACAGCACUUGCAAUCCUCAAUAAUCGUACUGGGACCCCGCAUAGAAAAACCGUUUACGUGCAAUUGUGCCUGAACGUCAGUUUUGUUUCUGAGAAGAAAAAGAAGACUGUUUGAAAACUCAGAGCAGGAGACUGCUGUUUAGGUCAUGGCAAGUCGGGGAGGGGCAACUAGACCCAAUGGCCAAAACACUGGCAAUAAGAUCUGUCAGUUUAAACUAGUUCUUCUUGGAGAGUCUGCAGUUGGAAAGUCCAGUUUAGUGCUUCGUUUUGUGAAGGGACAAUUCCAUGAGUUCCAAGAAAGUACAAUAGGAGCUGCUUUCCUAACUCAGACUGUUUGUCUCGAUGACACAACAGUGAAGUUUGAGAUAUGGGAUACAGCUGGACAAGAACGUUACCACAGUUUAGCACCAAUGUACUACAGAGGAGCACAGGCUGCUAUAGUUGUAUAUGACAUUACAAAUGAAGAGUCAUUUGCAAGAGCAAAGAACUGGGUAAAAGAACUUCAAAGGCAAGCUAGUCCCGCUAUUGUAAUAGCUUUGGCUGGCAACAAGGCUGACCUUGCUAAUAAGAGAGCUGUUGAUUUCCAGGAAGCACAGUCGUAUGCCGAUGACAACAGUUUGCUGUUUAUGGAAACAUCAGCAAAGACUUCAAUGAAUGUGAAUGAAAUAUUUAUGGCAAUAGCAAAGAGAUUGCCCAAAAAUGAACCACAGAGUACAGCAGCAAACAGUGGGAGAAACCAAGGAGUAGACCUUACUGAGACUGCUCAACAAAGCAAGAGCCAGUGCUGUAGUAACUAACGUUGGAGUCUUAUUACAAAUUGCAUCUCAAAUAAGUCGCUUCCUAAUUGUGAAUAACAAAGGAAUAUGGGUGUUUUAACUUGUCCCGAAUUACACCCAGAAUAGCUAAAAGACUGUGUAGCUGCAUUUCUAAUACAAAGUUUAUUUUAUGUCUUUUGAAUUUUUAUUUAAAAAAAAUUACUUCAGAGAUAUGGAUGCAUGUAUCACUACAAGGCCAAAAUAUAAACUUUUAGCAUUAUUCAUCAGCAGAAAAGAUAACCAACUUUUAAUGCUGAAAUGGACAUACCUGUCUGAUUUAAGAGGGAUGCUGGUUUGAUGUUCCCUUCUGCUUGACUGCUACGAUUCAUUAGUGGCAUAGGAAAUGGUCGCCACAUGACUUCUCAACAAACUAAAUGGUAGCAGUGAGAGAAAGCCGCCCAUUCCUAGGUCCUUGGGUCAUGCCUGCUUCUAGCUAUUCUGGUGGCAUUGUGCAAUUGUGCAGUAUUUCUGCAGUGGCUAGUGCCUGCAAGGACCCUCAUCAAAACCAUGCAUUCCUUUUAUAAUAAUUGUAAAGUUUAGUUAAGUAAAAUAAUAAUUGCAUCAGUACUAUGGGGUUAUUUGCAAAUAGGAAAUCAACAUUCAGUUUACUCACAUUACAACUGGAAAAAGGAAAAUCUGACCUAAUUUUAAUCAUGGUUUAAUAGACCUGAGACCACAUUUGAUGAAUUAAUAGUUGGGAAGGGUUAUUUCUCAUUUCAAAUGGUUUUUUUUUUUUUUUUUUUUUUGUGCUAACAGUAUGACUCAUUUUCACAUAUUUAAUUGUUUUGGGAACCAGCUGUUAAUAUUUCGGCAGAUCUUUUUAAACAUAUACACCAUGCCUUGCACUAAAAUGCUCAUGAAUAUUAAUUUUCAUUGUUACAGCUGGCUUGGUAAAAAUAACUUUUUGUAAAUAUGGUGUUACAGUGUGGUCUACCUUUUAAAUAUACCAUGUAUUGGACUAAUGCCUGCUAGGGAGAUGUUUAGAUAACCAUAUAAUAUGUACAGUAACUGAAUCGGUUCUAUAAAGGGUUUGGAGUUUUUCACAAAUGGUAAAUUCUAAUCAAUGUUGGUCUUUAUAAAUGUAUGUAGUGUUAACAUUGGCAUUUAAACUUGCAUUUCUUUAGUGGUUCGUCUUGUACUUUCUCAAAUUAAUUAUGUCUCAAUUUAUAUUUUUAGCAUUUCUUUUGCAUUGCACUAAUGAUUUUAGUGGCAAGUCAAUGAUUUCCCCAUGCAAUAUUAUACCUUAUAAUAAUAAUAAUAAUAAAAAUCGUAAACUAUAUUGGGGUAGUAAUUCAACUGCUUAAUUUAGACAGAUAGCUGAACUGUUUGAUAAACUGACUGACUUGACAUUUAACAACAUUGUGAACAUGUAACGAAAAGGUCUGAUCGGUUAUAUUGUGCAGGUGCUACUAUAUGAAUAAGUUAAUAAACAGAUGUUGUAUACUGUGUGUGAACAUUUAAUGCAGCUGCAAGCUAAAUGCAAAUCAUUUGCAGUGCUGGUUAUUACCAAAUAAAGAUAAAGAAUACA
This is a messenger RNA of Polyodon spathula (Mississippi paddlefish), 2448 nucleotides long. Its product is annotated as ras-related protein Rab-5A. Gene Ontology annotation, molecular function: GTPase activity; GTP binding. NCBI's taxonomy places the organism in Eukaryota, Metazoa, Chordata, Actinopteri, Acipenseriformes, Polyodontidae. The record is from RefSeq and is a predicted model, not a curated record. The transcript has 6 exons. Bases 252 to 902 code for a protein of 216 amino acids.